AGAGGGAGAGAGGGAGGAAGAGGGAGGGAAGAAAGAAAGAAGAGAGAGAGGGAAUGAAAGCGAGUGACAUGAGGAGAAAAUGGGCAGAUUAUUUGUGUCCCAUGUCAUCAUCACUGAAGACCGUGCUAUCCCAUGUUCAGAGAACGGGUGAGGAGUUCCACUGGGUCUGCCAACAGAUGUGGAAGGCUAAGUUGCUGCGUCUGGAGCGGAGCUAAAUCAUAACGUCUGAGAAGCACAUGCCUCCCUGACUGCUGCCAGAGCUCUUCCCGAUUUGUUUACAGGCUUCAGGAUAUCCACUCGGUGAAGAUGUAGUCCAUUUGGUUUCCGUGGAGAUGUCUCUAAACAGGGCCUCCUCUUGUCGCCGCCCUCCUGCCCUGUUGCCGUGGCUACUGUGGACUCUGUGGGUUCUACUCCUCCCCACGACCGUCGCCUCGACCACGGGCCCCGGCAACAGCACCCUGCUCUUCAACAGUGCCGCCCACGGCAACAGCCUGCGGAAAUGCAGCUGCUCCACCCACAUUCAGGACUGUGACGAGGCGUUGGCAAACCUGCUGUGCAGCUGCCGCACCAUGUCGCACUCAGAGCUGACCCCUGGGGGCCUGAGGGAGCAGGGCAGCUUGACCAUGUGGCUCAGAGAGCCCUGGGUCCUCACAGAGCUACUGAAUGGGAGCGUGGUGCCAGACCUGCGCCUGUCCUACUGUGGACCCGGGUCCCUGGCCAUCCCCACCCAGUACCUGGCCCUGUUCGGUCUCCGUAGGCUGAGGGUCCACAUCGCUGCCCAGGGUGCCCCACACCCGGAGCAAGUCCUCACAAUCGCCUCUGGGACUGAGGAUAUAGAGGGUAUGGGGUCCCUAGCCUCCACUGACCCCUCGUCUUCUAUCCUUCAUGUAUCCUUCCUGGAUGUAGCACUGCUUAAUGGCUUGUCGUCCCUAAAGGCCUACAGUGUGAGCGCCCCUCCCAUGCCCACCCUCUCCAAGUACUUCCCCUACCUGCCCCUGUACCCCUCCACCGCCUUGGACCAGCCCCUGUACCCCUCCACCCCUCUGGACCAGCCCCCAGAUCCCCAACAGGACUGCCUCUUCACCUUCAUCUACUAGACCUGUAGGCUCUGAGCAGAGAGCAGGGCUGGGUCAGUCCCUCAGCUAAAUAGAUCUAUGGGAACUAGACUGGGCUGGAUGGAUAACACUGAAGUGGUAAGUGCAAGAGCUCCAUUCACCCUGAUGUUACUGAAUGCGCUUGAUGUGCAGAGAGCUAUGCUGCUUUUCAAUUUGUUUCUAUAUGGUGCGUUUCUACGCUGCAGAAAACACUAUUCCAAAAUCCACAAGAAGACUCUGGACAAGACAACCAUCUCUGAGAAGAAGAAGGAGGCAUCUGUUAGUAUCAAUGCAAGAGCGAGGCAGAGAAGAAGAGAUGGAAAGAGACUGAGAACGAGACAGAAAACAAGACAGAGAACGAGACAGAGAACGAGACAAGGACGGUAUCCGUCUGCUGCAUUCAUAACAAGUGCUAUCUGACAGUAAGCUUUGCCAGCUGCUCUUUUCUUCAGUUAUUCGGUGCAGAUGGCCUAUUAAAGCAUGUUGUUUUGAAGCAGGUUACCAUGACUCCCCUUUAAAUGGGUCUUCCUGGUUGGAACCCUAAUGGAUCGUCAGGUCAUGUGACUGUUCUUAGUUGAACUGUACGGUUGUGGACCCCACCUUAAGCUGGACUUGGUUGGGUUUUUAAUUCAAGAUGAAGCUGACGUAGAAGCCUUCUGGACUGGUGUGCUCUGGAGACUGGGUCCGUCCGGCCCAUGCUGGAUUGAUUACAUCACUGUGUUUCUGGUGUUCUAGAAUACAGGGUUGUUCUGGAACGGCCUUGGUCUCACCCCUAUGGUCCACAAUAUGUUCUUCUGCUCAUGUUCUAGAAUGAGCAUGUCUGUACCCUUUUAGUUUUUAAGUAGUACCCUGGCCAGGGAUUAGACCAGGUUAGUAAAGGUUAAUACAUUUUACCCUUGUUUUUUUUUAUUUUUAUUAAAAGAGGGGGAAGAAGGAACAUGACGAGAGGUGUUAGGAAAUAUUUUCUGAUCUCCACUCAAAAAACAAAUAGGACGUGUUUUAUUUUCAGCUGACAUCCGGAGAGAGACAUAGUCACGUCAUUCAUCUAAAACCACCCUCACAGACGACUGCAGCCAACACUUCUGUUCUGCGUGUGUGUGUGCGUGUGUGUGUGUGUGUGUGUGUGUGUGUGUGUGUGUGUGUGUGUGUGUGUGUGUGUGUGUGUGUGUGUGUGUGUGUGUGUGUGUGUGUGUGUGUGUGUGUGUGUGUGUGUGUGUGCGUGUGUGUGUGUGUGUGUGCGUGUGUAUGUGCGUGUGCGUGUGCGUGUGCGUGUUCCUAGGCGUGCAAGUGUACAUGCAUAUUCUUAUAUACGUCUUGUAAAUAAUUGUUGAAGAUGGGUGAAGUGAUGCUUCAGUUCCUCUGCCUGCCCUGUGGUGAGCAAUGAUGGGUAUUAUCUGUAUUAUGUCACGCCAGAACACACUCACUGAUGACUGUUGGGAAAUGAAGGUUUCUGUAUUAUGUCACGCCAGAACACACUCACUGAUGACUGUUUGGAAAUGAAGGUUUCUGUAUUAUGUCACGUCAGAACACACUCACUGAUGACUGUUUGGAAAUGAAGGUUUCUGUAUUAUGUCACGCCAGAACACACUCACUGAUGACAUUUGGGAAAUUAAGGUUUCUGUAUUAUUCUGCAUUGACAUGACACUACAACAUUCAGACACAUCAGAACCCAACCAGAUCCAUGUGUUUAAGAGAGCUGGGAAUGUUGAAUAUGGUUUCUAAUUCUACACAUUCGGUUACAUAGCAUUAUAUUUAAAAAUUCCCAAUGUCAUGUUAAUGAGGACGGAACACAUCUCGGAUACAAGCUCUCAAGCACAGGCUCGCUCUGUAGAGACAGAAAUCUGUCAUUAGUGCUUCCCAUUUGGGGAACUUAGGUCACACCUCUGGGGAACCAUUUACUGUGGAUUAAACAUUUAGGCUAGGUCAUCACAAAAUGUGUCACUCCUCACGCUCCCUGUCUGCACCGUAAAGUAUAUCUCAUUCACUCACAAUCCAGGCAGAAUGAUCCAUGAGCCUCCGUAGUAGGAGAUGGGUGUUUGUGUUUCAUGUCAUGUUUAUUAACUAGUGUUGCUACUUUGAUUUUAAAGCACCUUUUGAUUCAAGCACCUUUUUUCUCUUCACUGUAUCAUAUCAGGACAUGUUUUGAAGGUGUAUAUAUACAGUUGAAGUUGGAAGUUUACAUACACCUUAGCCAAAUACAUUUAAACUCAGUUUAUUACAAUUCCUGACAUUUAAUCCUAGUAAAAAUGCCCUGUUUUAGGUCAGUUAGGAUCACCACUUUAUUUUAAGAAUGUGAAAUGUCCAAAUAAUAGUAGAGAGAAUGAUUUCUUUCAGGUUUUAUUUCUUUCAUCACAUUCCCAGUGGGUCAGAAGUUUACAUACACUCAAUUAGUAUUUGGUAGCAUUGCCUUUAAGUUGUUUAACUUGGGUUAAAUGUUUCGGGUAGCCUUCCACAAGCUUCCCACAAUAAGUUGGGUGAAUUUUGUCCCAUUCCCCUUAACCGAGCUGGUGUAACUGAGUCAGGUUUCUAGGCAUCCUUCCUCCACACGCUUUUUCAGUUCUGCCCACAAAUUUUCUAUAGGAUUGAGGUCAGGGCUUUGUGAUGGCCACUCCAAUACCUUGACUUUGUUGUUCUUAAGCCAGUUUGCCACAACUUUGGAAGUAUGCUUGGGGUCAUUGUCCAUUUGGAAGACCCAUUUGCGACCAAGCUUUAACUUCCUGACUGAUGUCUUGAGAUUUUGCUUCAAUAUAUCCACAUAAUUUUCUUUCCUCAUGAUGCCAUCUAUUUUGUGAAGUGCACCAGUCCCUCCUGCAGCAAAGCACCCCCACAGCAUGAUGCUGCCCACCCCCGUGCUUCACGGUUGGGAUGGUGAUCUUCGGCUUGCAAGUCUCCCCCUUUUCCCUCCAAAUAUAACGAUGGUCAUUAUGGCCAAACAGUUCUAUUUUUGCUUCAUCAGACCAGAGGACAUUUCUCCAAAAAGUAUGAUCUUUGUCCCCAUGUGCAGUUGCAAACCGUAUUCUGGCUUUUUUAUGGCGGUUUUGGAGCAGUGGCUUCUUCCUUGCUGAGUGGCCUUUCAGGUUAUGGUGAUAUAGGACUCUUUUUACUGUGUAUAUAGAUACUUUUGUACCUGUUUGUACCUACUUUUGUACCGUUUGGAAAUUGCUCCCAAAGAGGGACCAGACAUGUGGAGGUCUACAAUUUUUUUUCUGAGGUCUUGGCUUAUUUCUUUUGAUUUUCCCAUGAUGUCAAGCAAAGAGGCACUGAUUUUGAAGGUAGGCCUUGAAAUACAUCCACAGGUACACCUCCAAUUGACUCAAAUCAUGUCAGUUAGCCUACCAGAAGCUUCUAAAGCCAUGACAUCAUUUUCUGGAAUUUUCCAAGCUGUUUAAAGGCACAGUCAACUUAGUGUAUGUAAACUUCUGACCAACUGGGAUUGUGAUACAGUGAAUUAAUCUGUCUGUAAAGAAUUGUUCGAAAAAUUACUUGUAUCAUGCACAAAGUAGAUGUUUUAACCGACUUGCCAAAACUAUAGUUUGUUCACAAGAAAUUUGUGGAGUGGUUGAAAAAUGAGUUUUAAUGACUUCAACCUCAGUGUAUGUAAACUUCCGACUUCAACUGUAUGCUUUGCAGAAACAGGUAUAAAUCACAUAUACCUGUAGAUAAGUACGGGCUCUCUGGUGUUGGGACUGGCUGUAUAAAUCAUUCUGGGUACUUGCCUUCUACGACAUAUUUAAUACGUCAUCAAUAAAUCAUGUAUCACAGUUUGGUGGCUUUGAUUUGUGUAUAAUUUGGUUCAAGGCAGAUUAUUGACUGCUUUAUAAGGUAGAAAUCAUUUUGUUUAUAGGUGCGCGUGGGUUAUGACCUCUGUCUACACACCAUUCAUGUUGUAUAUGAGUAUUAUGUUAUUAAAACCAACAAAAGUGA
Salvelinus fontinalis (brook trout) is the source of this 5018-nucleotide messenger RNA. RefSeq lists its product as uncharacterized. Lineage: Eukaryota; Metazoa; Chordata; Actinopteri; Salmoniformes; Salmonidae. The transcript has 3 exons. The coding region runs from base 333 to 1097 and encodes 254 amino acids. The record is from RefSeq and is a predicted model, not a curated record.